GAUAUGCCAUUUUAUCUGGCCAAGAUUUACUUGGCUGGAAGGUAGUCUGUCAUUCGUCAGAUUAUCAUUUUUUUAGUCAAUUUUUUUGAGUUCAGGGUUUCAUGACUUGUUAUAUUCAUAUAUCUCUGAAAUCUGAGAUUUAGAUCCAUUUAGGCAGGCAUCACUACAACAGUUUCGGUUGUUUGCUUGAUCACUAUAUUUCGGUGCAUCUCAUUAUUAUCUGCUUGUAGCUCUCUGUUUACCAUGCUUGCAUGCUGUUGUUUUUCUUAUUUACCUCUCCAACCAUAUAUCACUUGUAUUUGUGUAUACAGCCUUUGAGGGUUGGAAGUUCCUGAUUUAUUCUAGUUGUGGGCUACAAGCUUGGGCUAUGCUGUGCAGAAAAACGUCAUAGUCUAUUAGUUAUGUUGUUAUUGGUGUUUUGAUAAAUUUUUUAUAUCUGUAUAUUACGUGGUCGCCAUUCUCAGGUUUUUGUCCAAUUCUACAAAAUUGGGGUUUGUUAGCAUGCACAUUUUCAGCUGAAAAUUCUGUGUUAAAUAGACAUUUACUUGCUGAGGGAGGGGAUGAAUGCCAGUAGCGGCUCAACCUACCCUUUUUGUAGAUGACAUAGAACUCCUUACGACCUUGCAGGCUUUUGUUUGGAUGGAAUAUCUUUCAUAACACUGUUAAAUGUUGAAAGCAUCCAUGUGGAGAUUAUUUUGCCUCCCAGAUCUUCAUAGUUCAAGGUUCAUUGUGCCUUCGCCUCCUUCUAUUCAUUAUCUGGGUUUCCAAUUUCCUAGAUGUAAUUGCUGAGAAGCUACCUCCCACGUCUCGACUAGUUAGCCUUCCUAGUUCUGGAAUUUUUGAGCCUAUAGAAAUAUCGCCUUCAGUUUUACCACAUUAUCCCUUUCCUGGGAAGGCUUUGCCACCAAUGUAUCCAUCCUUCCCGAAGACAUACAAACCAGUCUUGACUGGUAGAUGCCCAUUUAAUUUCUCUUCCAUUUCAAGUAUCAUGGACAAAACAGCAUCAGACUGUUCUCAACUUUUAGCACCACUUGUAGGAAAUGUAAUAUGUUGCCCACAAUUUGGUAGUUCACUUCACAUAUUUCAGGGACAUUACACUAAAAAUUCUGAUAGUUUAGUUCUUCAAAAUACCACUGCUGAUGAUUGUUUCUCGGAUAUUAUGGAAGUCUUGGCCAGCAGAGGUGCAAACGGCUCAGUGCCAGCUAUGUGCUCUAUGAAAUCAUCAAAUCUAACUGGUGGUUCUUGUCCUGUGAAGGACUUAAAUACGUUUGAGAAAACAGUAAACACAAGCAAAUUAUUGGAGGCUUGUAGUGUAAUUGAUCCUCUUAAGGAGUGCUGCAGAUCAGUUUGUCAACCGGCAAUUGUGGAGGCUGCGUUUCAGGUUUCCUCAUCACAGUCAGUGGUUGGUGAGAACAUGGAGGCAGGCAUAUCUACUCAUGUUGAUGUGCUAAAUGACUGCAAAGGGGUUGUGUAUUCAUGGCUUUCAAGAAAACUUCCAUCAGAGGCUGCAGAUUCUUCUUUUCGAAUAUUAGCCGCCUGUAAAGUUAACAAAGUUUGCCCUUUGGAAUUCAAGCAGCCAGUUGAGGUGAUUAAAGCUUGUCGCAAUGUGGCUGCUCCUAGUCCUUCAUGCUGUAGUUCACUGAAUUCUUACAUUGCGGGAGUACAAAAGCAGAUGUUAAUUACAAACAGACAAGCAAUAAUCUGUGCAUCAGUUUUUGGGUCCAUGCUACGGAAAAGCGGAAUAUUGACAGACGUUUAUGAGCUCUGUGAUGUUGACUUGAAAGAUUUUAGCCUCCAAGCCUAUGGAGAAGAAGGGUGUCUACUUAGAAGCUUGCCUGCGGAUGUAGUGUAUGACAAUUCAAGUGGAUUCAGCUUUACAUGCGACUUGAGCGAUAAUAUUGUAGCUCCAUGGCCUUCAUCAUCAUCUAUGUCAUCCUUCUCUCUUUGUGCUCCUGAGAUGUCAUUGCCUGCACUACCAACAUCAGAGACGGAAUAUCCUGGGUGCAAUGGGUAUGGCGUUGUUUUGGAUGUCGUCCUGAUAAUCGUGUUUGUGCUUUUUAUAGUUCCUUUGAAUGAUUAUUAGUGGUAGCUGAGAAUUUGAAUUAGAGACUGGUGUAUAUGUAUAUUUUCAGAAUGAUAUUUUUUCAAUGUAUAGUGUGCCCCAUUUGUUAUGGGUUUUGUUCUGGAUAAUGUUUACACCAAAUGACUGGCUUUAUGUGGUAUAUAUUAUAUCAUAUAUACAUCAUCCUUUUCA
Molecule: messenger RNA, 2254 nt
Organism: Cynara cardunculus var. scolymus (artichoke)
Lineage: Eukaryota; Viridiplantae; Streptophyta; Magnoliopsida; Asterales; Asteraceae
Exons: 7
Coding region: 908-2083 (391 amino acids)
Cellular component (GO): plasma membrane
Source: RefSeq, a predicted model, not a curated record